AUGACUGAAAAUCGUUUUUCAGUUGAUUACGCCAAACUUGGAACAUCGGCUUGUAAAAAAUGUAAAACAAAAAUUGCCAAGGGUGAAAUCCGUAUUGCUAAAGUGACACCCAGUCCAUUUUCGGAAGGCGAUACAAUGAAAAUCUAUCAUCAUGUAGCUUGCAUAUUUGAUACAUUUCUUAAUGCACGAGCAACAACAAAAAUUAUUGAAAGUUCAACUGAUCUCGACGGAUGGUUAAAUAUAAUGCCAGUUGAAAGAGAAAUUAUUUUAGAACAAAUUAAACGAGUUCAAGAAGCAAGAGCUAAUAAAGUAACAACUAAAUCACCAGUGAAAAAAGCAACAAAAUCAACUCCUGUUGAACGUCCGAAACAAACAAUAGUGACACCGACAAAGAAAAUAUCACCACCACUAUCAACUCCAAUUAUAAAAAUUGCUGACGAUGGUGAUGAUGAAUCAACAAUCGACAAUGAUGAUAUUAAAAUUCUUGACAAGAAAACAUCAAAAGAAGAAACAACAGAUGGAAUUCAUAUUCCAUUAAAUGAUGAUCCAAAACAUCCCGAUAAUUCGUUUCGACAAUUUCGUGGUCUUUGUACAAAAAUCGCUGAAACCAAUGGGCAUUUAGCUAAAACAUCUCUUGUUCAAGAUUUUAUUACGUAUGGUAUUGAUGGUGAAAGUUAUCAAGGUAAUUUAAGUUUGUUAUUUCAUCUCCUUUUACCAAGCAAAGGAUAUAAAUCAAUAAUUUAUAAUCUAAAAUCAAAACAAUUAUGUAAACUUUUCUCAAUAAUCUUUCAUGAAAACGUAAAUACAAUGAUUCAAAAAUGUGAAGAAUCUGGUGAUGUCGCUGAAACAAUAAGUGAUUUUUAUUCAUCAUCAACUCAUGUAAAACCGCCACCAAAGACUUUGCUAUCCAAUUAUGAUGUUGAUAAAUUUUUACAUGAAUUAGGCCAAUUAACUCGCGAACAAGAUCAAAUACCAUUGUUACGUAAAAUAACUGAAAAAUCAACUGUUAACGAUUUGCGUAUGUUUAUUCGUCUUAUUCAAAAGGAUCUUAAAAUUAAUGCUGGUCCAAAACAUAUCAUUGAAAGUCUUGGUGCAAAUGCGUAUGAAAGUUUUCAAGCAACCAAUGAUUUAAAAUCAUUUAUUAAACGUUAUCUAGAACAUAAAAAUUCUGUUGACAAUGGCUCACAAAUAAAUAAACAAUUAUCCAUUAAAAUUGAACUGAUGACACCAGUUCAUCCAAUGCUUGCCGAACCAUGUAAAUCUGUUGAUUUUGCAUUUAAACGUUGCCCCAAUGGUUUUUAUGCUGAGAUCAAAUACGAUGGCGAACGCCUACAAUUACAUAAAGAUCGAACAAAUAAAUUUAAAUUCUUUUCUCGAAGUUUAAAAUCUGUUACUGAACAUAAAAUCGAUCAAAUAAGUCAAUAUAUUUCAAAAGCAUUUCCAAAAGGUGAAUCAAUGAUACUUGAUGGCGAAAUUUUAUUAGUUGAUAGAAAAACAAAAAAGCCAUUACCAUUCGGAACACUUGGUGUGCAUAAAAAGAAAGAAUUUUCAGAGGCUAACGAAGCUUUCUUCAUUUUUGAUUGUCUUUAUUAUAAUGGUGAAAGUCUUUUACACAAGACAUUAAAGGAACGUCGUCAAAUUCUUACUGAACAUAUGGUGUCAAUAGAAAAUCGUAUACUUCUUUCGGAUUUGAAAACAGUCAAUAAAAAAAGUGAACUGAAGCAUUUAAUCAACUUUACAAUUGCUGAAGGACUUGAAGGAUUAGUUCUUAAGAAUCCCGAUGGAAUGUACGAACCUAAUAAGCGUCAUUGGCUUAAAGUUAAAAAAGACUAUUUAAUGGAUGGCACUAUGGCUGAUACAGCUGAUUUAGUUGUGCUUGGUGCUUAUUAUGGCACCGGUAAAAAAGGUGGUUUAAUGAGCGUCUUUUUACUUGGUUGUUACGAUCCUAAAACGGAUCAAUGGUGUACUGUAGCAAAAUGUGGUAAUGGUUUUGAUGAUGCAACACUAGAGAAACUUCAAGCUGACUUAAAAUUUAAUAUGAAUAAAAUAUCGAAAAAUCCAAAUCAAGUACCGAGAUGGUUAAAUAUUAGUCGUGAUCUGAUUCCAGAUUUUAUUGUUGUUGAUCCAAAACAAUCACCUGUUUGGGAAAUAACUGGUGCAGAAUUUUCAAAAUCUAAACAACAUACAGCCAACGGUAUUUCAAUUCGAUUUCCUCGUGUAACAAAAGUUCGUGAUGAUAAAACAUGGAGAGAAGCAACAAAUCUUAGUUAUUUAGCUGAACUUUUUGAAAAAUCAAAACCAACUAAGAGAGAUAACGAUGACGAUGACGAUGAAGAAAAUCUUUUUCAUUUUGGCGAUACGAAUGAUAAUAACAAUAAUAAUAGUCCUCAAAAAUCAACGCCAACUAAACGUAAACUACUCGAAAUUGAUUCCGAUGAUGACAUAGAAAUCCAAGCUAAACCACCUAAAAUCAUACGUAAAUCAUUACCGAACAGCUUACUUAAAGUUCAUUUUCCAAAUAUAUUUGACAAUAAAUAUAUUUACUUAUCGUCAUCAUUACCAAUGGAUGAAUACAAUAAUUUAAAACGGCACAUUGAAGCAUUCGGUGGCAAAGUUCUUUCUCCAAGAGAUAUUAACAAUGAUAAACAAUUAGCUCGAGUAACACAUUGUGUUGGCGUAAGAGAUGCAACAUUUGACAAAAUUGAUGCAGCCAAAAAAACAAUUGAAACCAAUGUGACACAUAUAUCAUUGCCAACUGUUUAUGUUUGGAAAUGUAUUGCAACUAAAACCAAACUUUAA
Messenger RNA from Rotaria socialis, 2799 nucleotides. The record is from the annotation of a GenBank genome assembly. Lineage: Eukaryota; Metazoa; Rotifera; Eurotatoria; Philodinida; Philodinidae.